This is a messenger RNA of Akanthomyces muscarius, 555 nucleotides long. RefSeq lists its product as uncharacterized. The transcript is spliced from 2 exons. The record is from RefSeq and is a predicted model, not a curated record. The coding region runs from base 1 to 555 and encodes 184 amino acids. NCBI's taxonomy places the organism in Eukaryota, Fungi, Ascomycota, Sordariomycetes, Hypocreales, Cordycipitaceae.
AUGAAGCGUGUUGGCGAAAGUCUUGGGACAGACAACGUUUUCCGUCGUCGGGGGGCUACGGCUGAAAGGCACCACAGACAUGGAGAUGAGGAAAGCAUACAAAAGGGCGGCGAGUUGGCUCUCGUUGGAGUUGGUUCUUGUUCAGAAUACCAAGCCAAUUCAUCCAUACAAGAAACAACUCUACUCACUUGUAUACUUACAAGCCUCACCACUCAAUCCUAUCGUCGAGCUAGCAAACAACCAACCCUACUCUUUACGACCCUUGACGAAAUUUUUAUCAUCACUUCACACUAUUCUCAUUUUAUCAAAAUGACACCUAUUGUCCGCAUCGCCGCCCGCCGCCAGUUUUCCAUGCUGCAGUCACUGCGUGCCGCCGGCCGGGCCAUGGAGUCGCAUCCCUUUGAGCGCCUGCCCAAGACCCAAAAGUCUGCUCCCGCCGACUGGGCUGGCGACGUGAAGCGUUUUGGCACACAACUCGCCAUGUUUGUUCCCGGCAUUGGCCUGCUGCUUGGCUGGCCGCUCCUCGCCGCCAAGGGUCUGGAUGGUCACAUUUAA